Messenger RNA from Geodia barretti, 3197 nucleotides. Lineage: Eukaryota; Metazoa; Porifera; Demospongiae; Tetractinellida; Geodiidae. The record is from the annotation of a GenBank genome assembly.
CAGGUACAGACCUCCACUGUUGUGGGGAGCCAGUGGUCAUAUUCAGACAGCCUACAACGUCCUCGUGGGCCAUGUCUUUGUCCCAUCUCCCGUGGGAGAUAGACAGUCUCUCUCCACUCCCGAUGGGUCCACUGUGACCUAUGACCUCUACCAGCCACAGCACCCCUCGCCCCUCUCCUUCUCCUCCUCUGUCCUGGCAUAGGAAACUGCAGCGAGACGUUCUACAUCAGAUCAUUUGUCCACUACCUACUGAGCAAUGGACAUAAUGUGGCUGUUCUCAACCAUGUGGGUACUCUCACAGAUGUGCCUGUCACUGGGAACAGGCUAUUCACUUAUGGAGGGACGGGGGACCUUGCCGCAGUGUUUGAGGAUUUACUCUCCCGUCAUCCCUCAUCACAGUGGGUCCUGGUGGGCUUCUCCCUCGGAGCCAACAUUGGUGUCAGGUUCAUUGGAGAGAGGGUCCACUGGAGGUCACACUUUCUCUGUGCCGUGUCAGUCUGCCAGGGUUAUGACCCCAACCAAGCCAUUGGUAUAUUCCCCAGUACAUCAAACCUCUCCAAACUCUACUCACAUCGCAUCACCUCCGAACAACUCUCCCUCAUGCGGCGACAUCGCUCGCAACUCCUGGGGGAAACCCCUCUCGUUAACCUCCGGAACCCCGCCGGACGAAACAGCAAAAUCACUCACAGAGGUCACGACUGCAACGGGUUUGCGUUGGACGUGACGAAAAUUGCUGGACCCAGCAACGAAGCUCUCCUGUGGAGGGCUAAGUCUAUACACGAACUUGACGAAUACUACACUAGGAGAGUGCUGGGGUUUGAGAGUGUGAGGGAUCUCUGGCAGUGGAUGUCCUGUGUGGAACUGAUGGAGACCGUGACUGAUUUCCCUCUCCUCCUGGUGAACGCCUGUGAUGAUCCCAUCGUCCCAGAGGAGGUCCACUCUAUUCCCAUACACUACACUGAACUCAACCCCCAUGCAAUGUUUGUUAGCACACAACACGGCGGCCAUCUUGGAUUCUUCGAGGGUGGAAUCAUCCUCCCUAACAAGGCCACCUGGCUGGAGAGACUAGUCCUACAGUACUCACUGGCCUGCAGGGAAAUCCUACCCAAGAUCAACAAACAGUCUUAGAGAUUUUUUUGCUGCGCAUGCGUAGUUUUUAAUAGAAAGAGCUCUAUUUAUACGUAAUUCAGCGUGUAAUAUUGAAUUCAUAAUGCGAUGAGCGUAGUUAUCGCCUCCGCUGUGAGGUCAAAACUAGCGGAGCUAGGAAGAGUGGCGGACAGAUUGGUAGGCGAAGCUGCUACCGUUGGAAUCAGGUAUACUGUAGGUGGGGAUAGAGCGAGAGCGAUGCCGAGCCUCCGGGUGCACAGCUAAGCUAACUGGCGAGGCUAUAUAUAGGGUGUGUGCAUUGUAGAUUCAGUUACCGCGUAAUAUACCUCACUGGGCGGUUUUUGUACGGAUCUUAAUGUCAAGCUAGCCCUUCAAACGAGGCUCUGGCGAUAGGCAUUGGCACUGGCUAGGUAAAUGACGGCCCUGUGUGUAUGUAGCUCACUAUUAGGCAGUACAUACAUACCUGUGAACACAAGAGUGUGUUUCAAUUCAAUGAGGUACAGCUGUGCUGUACUGCCAGGAUGUGUGUACACAUCAUACACCUGCGCAUCAUUGAGUCUGAGUGGGUGGGCUUUUAUUGGAAAUGUGCGAAUUACUGCUUGUUUUACUUGCAGGGUCGUCGUCAGGUAUAUAGUGAGGUGAGGUUGCUAUGGCAACCGUGAGUUCCUCUUCGUCCCCUCCCCCCACCUCGUCACCCACUACGGCUGCUAUCUCCCCUCUCACCUUUUCCUCAACUCCUCCUGCUGGAACUGACGGCGGUCUCCGGCAGAAGGCCAUGUCUCCACAGAAUGUACCAGCCGUAACACGGAGACCGACUCGCUCGGGGAGACUGGGGGUGGACAAGCAGGGAGAGUACACUUACAAAAACACACCGUCCAGUACACUGAUGGCCUCUCUUCAGUUGGGGCUACAAGUUUCGAUUGGUGGUCACGAGCCUAAACCGCGACGCGAUAUUCUAAUGACAGAUUUCGAGGUUGUUGAAACGGUAGAUUUCCCAGCCGAUGGCAGCACCAUCACCCCCGCCCACAAGCACAGGGACUUUACCUUCAAGACUUACUCACCUGAGGCUUUCAGGUUCUUCAGAGAGGCUUUCGGGAUCAUAGCCGAGGAAUAUUUGCUAGCAAUGUGUGCCCACCCAAUGAGGGAGAUCUCAAAUCCUGGAGCCAGUGGCUCGCUGUUCUAUCUCUCAGCCGACGAUGCCUUCAUCAUCAAGACAGUGCAGAAGAAAGAGGCACAUUUUCUGCAGAAACUGCUACCAGGAUACUAUCUGUGUGGGACAGUCAACAUCCGCAUCGUGGUAAUGAACAACCUCCUACCAUCGACCCUAAAAUACCACGAGAAGUACGACCUGAAAGGCUCGACGUACAAGAGAAAGGCAGUUGGAGACGAACUGGGCAAGUCCAGCCCCACCUUCAAAGAUCUGGACUUCCAGGAGAAACACACGGAGGAGGGAGGAGUCCAUCUGUUAUCAGACAAGUACGAGAUACUAAUGAAGACGUUAGACAGAGAUUGUAAGGUUCUGGAGAGCUUCGGGAUAAUGGACUACAGUCUCCUCCUGGGCAUUCACAAUAUCGACCAGACCAAGAGAGAUGGAGAGAGCUCAUCAAGGACUAAUUCACCCAGGGGCGAGGGGAGAGAAGAAGACAGACAUUUUCUCGUCCCCUCUCGGAUCGAGCUCAGCAAGAAUUUUUCCAUCAUCUCCAUCGAGAAUAUUCCGCUGGCCAUUGAGGGAGAGGACCCCUCCGAGUCCCCGCCCAGAUACCCGUGAGACAUUACAUCGUCGCUUCUAUUUUUAGGCACCAUAGCUAUUACAUCACUUGUUCUAUUUUUAUACUGGGCAGUGCUGUAGCUCGACGGUAUUGUAGCUUAAGCCAUUACAUCACUAAUUCCUAAGAGUGGUUUGCACUGCACUCUCCAGCUAUAGUCAAGGUAUUCAGGAUGGUUGGUUGGUCUGUCCUUCCCUCCACUUGCUUGCUAAAAGUACGAACAAUUUAGGCCACCCUAUAUUUUCACUGCACACUCCAGCUAUAGUCAAGGUAUUCAGGAUGGUUGGUUGGUCUGUCCUUCCCUCCACUUGCUUGCUAAAAGUA